ACCGACUCCAUCGGUGGGGUAGAGUACACGUGCUCAGCUCGUCCUCGGCCUGUCAUUGGUUGAAGUCUCGUCAAGUCCCGCCCCGCAUCCCUACGCCAUCACGGCAGUGACUGUGGAGCUCUGCGGGGAGGACGAAGCGCCGCACUGCUCCACUGAACCAGCCAGGACGGGGCGAGGCGGCAUCCAUCAUCGCUAUGGGAAUAACAGUCGCGUUUUUUCUGAGCCGAGCCCUCAUCCCGUACUACCUGAAGCCCGUCCACCUGGACUCGACACAGACUAUGAAACAGUGCAGUUGAGAGUGUCGCUGAGCCCAGAUCAGCCCCUCCGCCGCACUGAGGAGGAUGGUGAAGAUGAGAAACAUCUAGAGUUUCUUUCGGUGACAACUUGUCAAGGACAUUUCGCCAGACUUGUCUAGUCCCCCCCACCUCACCGUGAACAUGUCAGUCAUUUGUGUUUCCGCAGUGCUCUUAUGGACAGUGGUUGUGGACAUCUCCUGCCACGUCCUGACCACAGCCAACUCAGCUGACCCUCCUACCCUCUCUGCCCGCCAUUACCGGUACACAGACCCAGAAUCGGGCACCCAGCUGGUCUGCGACAAGUGCCCCGCAGGGACUUAUGUAUCGGUCCCCUGCUCCUCAACAGCUGUGAGAGAGUGCAGUCCCUGUCCGGAGGGGUCAUUCACACGAGGUGAAAACGGUGUCCAGCAGUGCCAUCAAUGUCUGGCUCCAUGUCCCGUAGGCCUGGUGGAAAAGGCUCCCUGCACUGCCACUCAGGACCGCGUCUGCUCCUGUCCUCCCAACAGCUUCUUGUCUGGGGCAGAAUGUAAGCCCCACUCCCUUUGCCCUCCAGGAACCAGGGUGAAAAAGCCGGGCAGCGACACUGAGGAUGUGGUUUGCAAGCCGUGCACGAGAGGGACUUUCUCAGAUCAGUGGUCCGGCAGUCUUAGGUGUCGGACUCACACAGACUGCAAAGCUUUAGGGCUGGUAGUUCUUAAAGCAGGAACGAGAGAGAGCAAUAAUGUGUGUGGACCUACUUCAACAGCUCUUUCACCGCCUUCGACCUCACCAGUGUCCACCACUCACCGUGAGCAGGGUCAAGCAACACCUUCCUCGUCAGCGCUUUAUGUCCACCGAGGUUCCUCUCGUCUAUCUGCAGCAAUGCAACUUAGGCCCAACCUGAAUGGGAAAGACAGCGCUGCAGAGAGAGUACACCUUCUGCAGUCCUCCUCUACUGAGCCACCCCAGCCUGAUCUUUUAAAGACCUUGCUGCCGCCAGUUCGCAGGUCACCAGUAGAGCUCAACCACCAGCUGGGCCAAGCUGUGCAAAACGCUAACAAAAGGACUAGUGCGGACGACGUGGAGGGCUCCAGAGGAAGCAUGGACAUCAUCAGGACAGCGGCGCAAGCGAGCAGAGACGGUGUCGGUGGUGUUUCCAGCUAUUAUAGACCCACUCGCCGGGGAUCCCCACGACCAAGUCCGCACAACCACUUUGACAUUAAUGAACACCUGCCCUGGAUGAUCGUCCUGCUGCUCCUUCUGGUGCUGGUUGUGAUCGUGGUGUGCAGUGUGACACGCAGCUCCCGGGUUCUGAAGAAAGGUCCGUCGCAGGAUCCCAGCAGUAUUAUGGAGAAGGCCAUUCAGAAGAAACCUCCUGUGCCAUCGACAUAUUUUAAAGAGAAGUGGCUGUACUACUCCAAAGGACAGGGAGUGGAUAUUCUCCAACUGGUGGCGACCAACGUGGGCACUCAGUGGAUUGAUGUCUACCAGUCGCUGGCCAGCGCCACGGAGCGGGAGGUGGCUGCGUUCUCGAAUGGCUACUCAUCAGAUCGUGAACGUGCUUAUGCUGCACUGCAGCACUGGACCAUCCGAGACCGAGACGCCAACCUUGCCAAGCUGAUCAACGCCCUGCACAGACUUCGACGCAUCGAUGUGGUGGAGAAGAUCCGCUGUGUCAUGGAGGACAACCCACAGUUUGACCUCAACCAGCUAAUGACAACAAGUAAUGGCAUCCAGAGCCCCAAUCCCAAGGCGCUGGGGUCUCCCAGUAGCCUCGGCGGUAGCAGCAGCAGCAGCAGCGGCGUGAGUGUCGGCAGCUGCCCUGGCAUGGAGCAGUCACCAGUGGACCGGACCAAAGGGUUUUUCCCUGACGAAUCGGAGCCGCUUCUCCGCUGUGACUCCACCUCCAGCAAAGACUCGGCCCUCAGCAGAACUGGAUCCUUCAUCACUAAAGAAAAGAAAGACACGGUGCUGCGACAAGUGCGCCUGGACCCAUGUGACCUGCAGCCCAUCUUCGACGACAUGUUGCACAUCCUGAACCCGGACGAGCUGCACGUCAUCGAGGAGAUGCCGACCGCCGAGGACAAGCUGGACCAGCUGUUUGAGAUCGCAGGGGUGAAGAGUCAGGAGGCCAGCCAGACGCUGCUGGACUCGGUCUACAGCCACCUCCCGGACCUGCUGUAGAGGCGGUGUCACUAUAGCCGCAAAGACCUGGACUGACUUCUCCCAACCUUGAAUUCUGUCAUGCGAGUUGGCAGUAUUACGCCACAUACUGACACAGGGUUAAAGGUCAAGGUGUUCUGAGACAUAUAUACAGUGUUAGUACAACCGCGUAGCAUUUUUUAACAGGGCGGUGUUCGGGUUGCCGAUGAGCAUUGCACUUUCUAGACUUGUUGGACGAGCAUCCUCCCUGCAUUUGUAGCGGCUGAAUGCUUGUCAACCACACGAGUCCGGAGGACACAUUAUACAAGGCUUUCCAUCCAUUGAAUGUGCCUGAACAUGUAUCAUACGCAACCGUCCUGCCCCGCCGCUGCCUAGAGAAGAACCCAUAACCAACGCUAACGCUAACUUGUGUUAAUGCUGCUGUCCAGCAGGUGGCGCUAGCUGCUGCGGAACCAAAGCCAUUUUUACAAACUGAGAUGAAAGAAGAAGAAACAAACACACUAUUGGUUUGGAAAAACAGGCGCUCACAUUCUAGCUCUGCCGCCUCAUGAUGCCUUGAAGAAAUGUCUGACAUUUUGGAGCUCAUGUGUUUCCGGAUCGGUGGAGCUACAGCAUUUUGACAGACAAAAAUGUUAUCGCGAUGCUCUACGUAGCUUAUUUUUAAUGUCUGUUUUUGUUUCUUGAAGGCUUAGAUUCAUUACACGCAACUUUUUUUUUCUCCACUUUUCUUUGAAACGGGCAUUCAAUGAUGUAUUUCCCUGGCGUGAGCUGGGUUUUUGGGGAUAUGCAUACUCCAUACUUGAAUCUGUGUGUUGAACUUUGAGAGAGAGGAUCUACGUUGUUCACGAAGCGGCACCAAAAAGUUCGACUGGUGACGUCACUCGAAGACUCUCAUCAUCGGUGCUAACUCUCACCAGUUGGCCUCACGCCGGAACUCAACCCUGACGUGUUUUAUUCCAGACCAAGUGACCACGCUUGAAGGUUUGCUGCUGUGAGCCAUGCCAGGCUGAGAGUGCAGGGUGUGGACUGUAGUUUGAGAGAGGAUGACGGAUCCGUGUGAGUGUCCUUACUGUACGUGUGUACCUUCUUUAUUACUCUGUAACCUCUUCAAUAAUAAAGAGUUCAAUAUUUGUCUUCUU
Molecule: messenger RNA, 3577 nt
Organism: Synchiropus splendidus (mandarinfish)
Lineage: Eukaryota; Metazoa; Chordata; Actinopteri; Syngnathiformes; Callionymidae
Gene: tnfrsf21
Product: tumor necrosis factor receptor superfamily, member 21
Exons: 6
Coding region: 438-2459 (673 amino acids)
Biological process (GO): oligodendrocyte apoptotic process; signal transduction; negative regulation of T cell proliferation
Molecular function (GO): protein binding
Source: RefSeq, a predicted model, not a curated record